This is a messenger RNA of Pantherophis guttatus, 4762 nucleotides long. It is a transcript of the gene DBNDD2, whose product is annotated as dysbindin domain containing 2. Gene Ontology annotation, biological process: negative regulation of protein kinase activity. NCBI's taxonomy places the organism in Eukaryota, Metazoa, Chordata, Lepidosauria, Squamata, Colubridae. The record is from RefSeq and is a predicted model, not a curated record. Gene Ontology annotation, cellular component: cytoplasm.
CCACUUGGUACGUUCUGCUUGCCGAAGUCCCAGUCCGCCCUGCCGGAGCCAGACAAGCCGGAGUUACGGCCGGUGGAGUCCCUGGGAAGAUGAGCAGGCGCUUGGGAACGGCGGGAGUCUUGGCGGCCGGUCUGCUGUGAGAGCGUCCUUCCUUCUGCCCGGGCAGGCCGUGGACUAUCCAGGCGAAUCGGCGCCGUACUUGCCCACCCGAGAAAGCGAUGUCAGGACCCGAAGCCCAUCACGGCCACAACCGGAGGCUGCCCUCUGAUAUUGAAAAUGGGCAGCGGGGGCUGGACCCUGAGCAGAUGCAACAACAGCAGCUUAAACUUUGGGAAAGGCAGAGAUUCUUUGAAGAAGUUUUCCAGCACGAUGUUGAUUUCUUCUUCCCAGUAUCACAUCUGCAGAUAGAACACAGGAGACCUCCCCUAGGUAGCAUUUCUUCCAUGGAGGUCAAUGUCGACAUGCUGGAACAGAUGGACAUGUUGGAUCUCUCUGACCAAGACACUGUUGAUGUAUUUCUUAGCUGUGGGACCGAGGACAACAACAAUGUAGCUACCCUGUUGCCAGAUUCUAACCCCUUCCAGGAAGAUAUUUCUCUGCAAGUGCCCAAUACAGUUGAGGUCAAAUCACGAAUUUCAUCCACAUCAUCUGCCUCUACAGACCUGAAUAGCCUGGACACCAGUGAAGAAGGAGCUGAGACUCCUGUGGUGCAGUCAGAUGAGGAAGAAUUGGAGCAAGAUGGGUCUGAAGAACAGGAGAGCAAGAGCUAGCGAGGUUUUCCAUCCAUCGUGCUAUAACGGACCCUGCCAGCAUGAGAUUAUGAACAUGACUGGAUUGCUCUGAUUCCCACUGUGUAAAACCCACAAAAACUCCCUGUCCAAUUGUUGUACUUGGGGAAGAUUCAAGAUGAUCUUUCCUCCUGCAAGAUGGUCAAUGCAUGGAUAAGGCAACAGAAGAGGGAGAAUAGGGUGAGGCAUGGGUGCUACAGAAUUAAAAUAGAAUUUAACUCUCCAUCUUUUUACACAUAUAGUAAUGCUUCUGCUUCCCUCACAUGAGGACUCCGUUUGCUGCAAGGCUACAAAGAUUUAAAACAAGGCCUUUAUGCAAACUGAUAGGCUCCCUAAUCCUAACACAUAUAUACACACAAACAUGAAUGCAGCAUGUCUUUAAUUGUAACAUAAUAGAAAAUUACAUUCCUUUCAAGCAAGCAGCUGGGAUGACGUGUGUUACUGGGAAAGGAACAAUGAGGCUACCUGGAUAGGAAAGAUGGAGAAGGAAUAGCUGAAAGGUGGUGGGACUAAAAUAAUUUGAAAGGUUCUUGGAGUGAAUCAGAUUUUUAUUAACUUUUUCAUUCGUCUGAUUUUACAUCCUUAUAUUGCAAAUGAAGGGCAUGUACCACAAAGCACAGGAAGAGCUCUGGAGGAGGGAAAUGGGUCUUAUGGAAAAGCUACAGUCAGGACAGUCCUUAGAAAAAUUUCCUUUGAACCUCCAUACUGAACACCUCAGUAGUAAAGUGAACUUUGAUUGCUCUCCCAUAAAUUUUAAAGUAGCCCAAUUAUUUCUACGAUGAAAACAUCAUCUCCAUUUCCCCCAAUCAUUUUUAUUUUAUUUGAUGGGGGAGAAAUGGCUUUCAGAUCUUUUUCCAUGGGAGAAGAACAUUUCGUACAUUUUUUAAUGGCUGUGGUGCUGUGUCUUUUUAUUUACCUUAGUUGUAAAGUGCCUGAGAGGUACUUGUGUGUGCUCUACCUUUCAUUCCACAGUCACAUCUCCCACUCUCUGGCAUCCCAGCCUUCAAUUAUAUUGGUGAAGGUCAAAUCAGACAAAGACUGCCAAACAAAACUCCUUCCAUAGAGCUUUUUCAGAUUAAGAAGAAGGGGUAGUCAAAGAUGCUGUGGAAUGAUGCAGAUACAGAUAAUAGGGGACAAAAAGGACUACUGACUGCCUCUUUAUAAAUUUAAUUACACUGAUAGAAUAUUUGUAGCUCGAGAUUGAACUGUGAGGUCCUUGGUGCUCUCUGAGUUUGGUGGUUUUCUUGCAGACAUUUCAUUACCAAACUAGGUAACUUCAUCAGUGCUAAAAUAUUUACACUAAAAAUGUCUCUUCCCCCCCGCCCCCCCAAAAUAAUAAAUCCCUGGCAUAUGAGGCAGAUAGAAUGAGGCAGAAAAAGAGAAUACUCUUUCUCCAGGAGAAGGAAGCUUUGUCGAAAUUAGAGGACAGAUUUUGGCACUUAAACUUUCCUUAAGCUUUCCUUUUGAUAUAUUAUUAUUAUAAAGAACUUGCUCCCUUUAUUAUAUAUAUAUAUAUAUAUAUAAUUUUUAUUAGUACUUUUCACAUGAUUAAAAGAUAAAUAUAAUAAUACAAUGAGAGACCAACAAAAAAGAAAAGAUAAAAGCAUGAAAGAUAGUACAAGCAGAAAAAAAGAAAAAUAUAUAAAGAAGCAAUCUCUUCCGAUCUCCUUUAGAGCAAUUACAAAAUUAUUGUGUCUAUUUCCUCUUUAAAAUUAUCUUACAUGAUUCUCUUCCUGUAUUUAUUUUUAUCCCACCUUUAUAUUAUUUUUAUAAAUAUUCAACACUUUUUAAUCAGCAAAUCCAAAAAUCAUUUUUUUUCUAUUUUCAGCAUAAAGUCCCUGUUCCAGUCUUUUAUAAAAAUAUUUGUUUUAUCCUGAUCAAACAGCUCAGUUUUGUCAUUACUGCCAAUUCUGCCAUCUUCACAAUCCAUUUCGCCAUUAUAGGUAUGGCAGUAUUUUUCCAACUUGGGAAAUAUAAUAGCUGCAGUUAUGCAAAAUCUAUAAAACAUUUCUAAUUGGUUAUCCAUAAGUGCUAGUUUCAUUUGAAUAUUAGGCUUUAAAAUUCUUUAUGUCAUUAUACGUAUUUUUUUUGUUUGUUCGUUCGUUUUUCACAAGUCUGCCAUGCAUGGCAAAAUGAUCCUUCAUGCUUUUCACAUUUCCAACAUGGGUUAGAGGUACUGUUAUACAGGAGCAUUUUACAUAUUGCUGAACCACUAUUUUGUAGCUAAUGAGGAGUGAUGCUGGAAAUUUCAAAUCAGGAGGCCAAGAUGUUCCCUAUCGUUGAUGCGUAAUAGUCACAUGUGAAGGAUGCAUGAGAUGAGUCUCAGAAAGUUCCUGGUAAAAUCUCACCACAAGUAUGAACCAGAGAGUUAGCUGUAGCAUCACUUCAUCUCUUUUCCAAAGCCUUCCUACUUCCUCGCUAUGGGAACAAUAAUAUUGAAAAAUACAUUGGUUGCAGUAUCGAAUUCUAUAGUUUUAAGAGAUUUGUACAGCCAAUUGUUUGCAUAUGAUUUUUUUUAAAUGUAAUUGCUUUGAUCCAAUAUAGGUUUUAAAAGUGCCCCACCUCACAGGGACAUUUGGGGGAAAAAAUCCGAGAAGGUAUAUGUAUGUAAAGUGCUUUGAAUAUUAAAUGCUAAAUAGUUUCAUUAUCAUUUUUUUUUAAUUUUAGCGAUUAGGGUCAACUCAAAAUCCUGGAUAUGUUUAGUAGACAAGUUAGUAGUUUGGAAAAGGAUGAUGCUCUUCAAAAAAACAUGCUGAAGAUCAUAAGAAUAUGCUAGAUUAGGUUAAAGUGAAUAGUUUAUGGUUAACUAUGUCAUGGGAACCAAGCAACUUUCUUAGUAAGUUAUGUGGAUCAGGCCACACUUCAUCCCUUCGCUUGAAGGGAAGGAAUUCAGGCAGUGGGAUAGAUGUGACUCCACUGUCAAUGGGGACAGUUUGUAGGGUUUUCCUUCACUGCACUGUAGGAUUGAAGAUACAGAUAGUCUUCAAUUUAUGACCAUAAUUGAGCCCAGAAUUAUGAUCAUAAGUCCUUGCAAUCAUUAAGCAGGACACCAUGUGACAAGGCCCAACUUUAACACAUUUUUGUGCAGGCAUUACAGGAACACUGUAAUGGCUGUUAAGCAAAUGCUGCGAUCAUUAAACAAAUCCAUUAUACCCAAUGGAUGGUGUUUGCUGAAAACCGCCAGAAACCAGCAAAAGCACCAAAAAUUGCAGUCAUGUAACCACAGGAUGUGUAAACAGCCACAAAGGUGAAUCAGUUGCUAAGGACACAAAACAAUAUAACUUGGGGGUGGGGGCAGCUACUGUAAAUUCAAAAUUGGGUGGUAAGUACCUUCUGUGGGAGGUUCCAUUGCAACUUUGAACAAUCACUUAGGCAAACAGUCACAAUAAACCAUGCCUGAAAAAUGUUACAAAUUCAGUGACAUGUCAAACUGUCAACAUCUUACAUGCCGAAAGCUUUAAGAGUAAACUAAUAGCAGAUUUAGUAGCAAAACCACUGUGAGAGAUGGAACUAUACAGUAGUAUUCAUCUGAAUGAGAACUUUCGUGGUUUGGGGCAUAUUGUUGAAUUCCAAUUCCCAUUAGCCCCAGCCAGCAUAGAGAAUGAACAGCCAUAUGAGUCUCUGUGGGGAAAGAGAUUUAAGAAAGCAUGAAGGUAGGGGCUGCAUGACCAGAGCCCGACCCAAAUGUUACGUGCACAAAAGAGGUUUUGGCUGCCAUCUCGACUACUUUUAAUCCCCUUGUGUAAAUGCCCCUGAACAAUAAUGAUAGCCAUUGUAGUCGACAGAGAUUUGGCAGUCCCACAGGACAGAAUGAUUAUGGAAGGUUUCAAUAUUCCUGAUACUUAAUUCAUCUGUUUUUAUUUGUUGACAACCUCACUGUGUGAAAUAGCUGCCUUUGUGGACAGAGUCCUGCCUGUAGCUCUUAGUCAAUUGGUUGGAUUAAUCCAUUAAAACAUGAUGAUUGACUAAAAAAA